Molecule: messenger RNA, 1474 nt
Organism: Moneuplotes crassus
Lineage: Eukaryota; Ciliophora; Spirotrichea; Euplotida; Euplotidae
Source: the annotation of a GenBank genome assembly
AACUAAAAAUAACAUGGUGAGAAUUUCAGCUACUUUAGCUGUUUAGCUUUAAAAAUUCCCCAUAAUUCCUUUGACAACUUUAGUAUUGAUAUCUUUAGAGUCGGGAAAAAUCUCGUGAAAAACAAUCAACCAGUGUGAAACAUUCCGUACUGGACAAGUACGAGCUGGAAUCAUCACUAAGGAAGUUAAUCUUUGAGAGCUUACAAGCAUUUGAAACAUCCCUGUCUUCUCACCAAGAAGCUUUAAAUAAAGUUAUUGGUCGAGUCAACACAAAUGAGAAGUAGAUUAACUAGCUGUGAAUACAUCAUUGGUGUGACUAAAGAUCAAAGAAAUUUCAAGAAUAAGGUAUCUCUAUCUGCUCACUCUAGUUUGAACAACUCCUUGCUGAGAUGGAAGCCAGAGACCAGAACAGGAUCAAGGAGAAUAAGCGCAUCGACCAAACUCUUGAGGACUUUAAGGCUCAGAUUACAGAGGAUCUGAACUUAUCCACAAGUAUCCAAGAUUUCAAAUAAAUCUGCACAGAACGACAUAAUUACCUUGAAAUCACAGAUCUCAGAUUUUAUGAGUCUGAAUAAUGAGAUCAAGGCUUUUUGCCUUGAGAAAAUCUCUGAGAGCAAGAAGGAGAUCUUGACUGAUCUCUCUCAGCUGAAUGAUAUAUAAUAGCAGAAGCCACCUGAAAAGAUACGAAAAAUAAUCUAGAAAUAUCUAAUCUGGGAGUUAAGAUCAAAGCUCUUGAUGAGCGUGCAGACCAUUUUGAAAAUGACUUCAGUGAGAUAAAUCUCCUGUGAGACACAUUUCAAAGCUCAAAGGUAGACAAGACUUCUAUUGAGAAGUUUACAGGAAAUGUAGAGGAUCAGCUUCUAAAGUACUCUAUCGAGUAUGAGGAAGCCUUGAAUAGUUAUAAGCACACCGAUAAUUUUAUUGAAAAAUAUCUACCUAUUAGCACUCAGAAUAUGAUAUCUGACUGCUUGAAGCAAGUCUUACAGCCAAGUCAGAUCAAUAAGCUAGAUGAAUACGAUCGGAUCAAAUAUUCUAAAUUUUAUCAAGCAAUACUGGAUGAUGAUGGGGUACCCAAUAUUAAAGACUUGAUCAACAAACUGCUAGAGUCAGCUAGAACAAGGAACAAAAAACAAGCUGAGCCUGAAGAAAGUGAAGGCGAUAAAGAAAUUGCAGAUGUCGAAGAAGUCAUUGAUUACAAUGAAAUUGCCAUAAAGUACCUGGAUGCCAAGGUUACUCAGAUGGAAGCAGAACUGCAUAAGAAGAUCCGUGAGUCAGAGACUCAGAUUAACUCUCUCAUAUCCAAGAAGGAUAAUACUUCUAGUAAUAAUUACAGUGAACUACAAUUAUUGUGCUUCUCUCUUCAAGAAGAUCUUGACAAGAGCAAAACAAGCUUAAGAAAUGACAUCACUAGAGUCCAAGGAGAACUAAAUUUACUCAAACAGGGUCUUGAUGAUAUUCUGUAACAAUAUUAGCA